Messenger RNA from Megachile rotundata (alfalfa leafcutting bee), 1476 nucleotides. RefSeq names its product globin 1 (gene Glob1). Lineage: Eukaryota; Metazoa; Arthropoda; Insecta; Hymenoptera; Megachilidae. The record is from RefSeq and is a predicted model, not a curated record. Gene Ontology annotation, molecular function: oxygen binding; heme binding.
UUUAAUAAUGAUUUUUAUGAUUCCUAAAACAUAUUGCUAAAGUGUAAACGUAAACUGUACAACAUACACGAAAACUUGCGAAGAAAGUGUGUAACAAAGUAGCAAUGAAAUAACACAAGCAGCAGCAUGUCGCGCAAGGUUAAUCGAUUAAAGCAAUAAACUCGAUCUAUCGAGCUUACCACUUCAAAUCCUAAUUAAUCUUCAAUGAUUAAACGAAUAUCUCCCCUAUCGUAAAAUAGUUGAAGCAGCAAUAAAACGUCCAUUCAAUUCGAUUAUUUUUGUCCGUUAGAAAUGAUCGAAGAAUCAAAUACCACUGGCGUUUGAGGAGCGGAGUUCAGUGACCAAAGCAUUGAACAGUCAAAUCGGUUAACCGACUUAACCAGUUGGAUGCUGAUCGUGUAAAGAGGCUUAAUCCUUUAAUCAUUUAACCACGUGCGGCAUUAGUGGCGGCAAUAAAGCGGAGGGGGUGGAUUUAAAAUAGCAUUAGAUAGGCAGUGUGCCGUCAGUCGGGCUCGAACAACGAGAGUAGUCGUCGUCCAACCGUGUCAGCGAUUGAGCGAAUUGCAACGACAGUAUUUUAACGAUAUUAUCACUGAACAUGGAUUCGUUUCUUCGUUUACUCGGCAUCUCGUCCGACGAUAAUAGAAUCGAUCAGGCCACUGGGCUCACGGAGAAACAGAAGAAAUUAGUGCAAAAUACGUGGAGUAUAAUAAGAAAGGACGAAGUAGGUGCUGGAGUUCUUGUUAUGUGCGCAUUUUUUAAAAAAUAUCCAUCGUAUGUACAAUAUUUUGAAGCUUUCAAGGACAUUCCAUUAGACCAGCUGCCGGAUAAUAAGAGGUUUCAGGCUCAUUGUGCUAGCGUAAUUGCGGCCUUAAAUAAUGUUAUCGAUUCUUUGCACGACCCAGGAUUAAUGGAGGCAAGCUUAACCGGCUUGGCUGAGAGGCAUAAAAAUCGCGGCCAAAAAAAAGAAGAAUUUCAGAAUUUGAAAGAAGUGAUAUUACAAGUACUGCGACAAGCAUUGGGGAAACAAUUCACGCCGGAAGUAGCUGAAGCGUGGAACAAAACGUUGGACGUAGCAUUCACGAAAAUCUAUCAAGUAUACGAAUCAUGAAAAAUGAACUUUGAAAGAUUGAAAAAGGCAUCUCCACAUCUCUCUCCGAUAGUUAUUUCAAAGAACGAUGUAUUAUUUAUGUCAUAUGCAUGAUUAAGGUGACUAAUGUUUACUGAAAAUGGAAGAAGAAUCUCAAUGCUUAUCUUUGUUCUAUCGAAUAGAAGUGUAUGUUCCCGUGUUUAAGAUCAUUAAUGUUUAUGUAUAAUAAUCUUUCUAUACUAUAUAAUACAUUUAUAUACAUUUAUUUAUUAUUCACGUCUAGUGGUUGAACUUUUCUAUAUUUUUUUUAUAUCUCAUCCAAAAAAUUAUCUGAAUAAACCUUUGUUUUAUGGUACUUCAUUGUAAUAAAGUAUUUUUGUAUUAAA